ACAGCUUAGUAAGUCGCCCGUGGUGUGUGACGAACCACGCAUGCGCUGUUUGUUUGACCUCUAUACGUAAACACGGUUUGUGCGGUGGCAACUCCUUACGGAUGUUUACCGGAUGGAGAUGACAUGACAAUUUGAAGACAAAAUUGGACAUUGAAACCGGAACGAAAACACGACACACUUUCAAAUCCAUACGGUUCACGGAAAAUGGCGACAGGUGCAACGAGCCGUGUCCCUGCCCUUUGCAAAUGUUAAACAAUUAACUGAAUCUACUUGUAAUGCCAGCAUGAUGGCUGACAGCAACAGCAACCCGUGUUCUCGACGACGUAGGAGCGGCAUCAAACAUUAUGUUUGGACGAACAUUAAAACAGUCCAUGUUAGUGCUAUCAUACUAGUUAUAAGUGCAAAUUUUGUUAAUUGUAACAACAAUGCAACGGAUGAAGCUAUUAAAAGUGAAAUACCCAAAAGACUUAAAUUCGUAGAAGCUAUAGCAGGCAGAGGACUCUUAGGUGAUGUAUACCAAAAUGGAACAUUUAGGACUGGUAACGGUUUGUGGGACAAUAUUUUAAAUAAGUGCACGUUGAAACCAUCAGUGAGUUGCUUGCAAAAGAACUUUUAUUCAUAUUUAGACGAGAGUUUAGAAUUCAGUGGUGAUAUUAAUGUUACUAGUGGUGUGUGCUUUAAGAGUAACAAUGUAGAUAUGAAUAAGUAUAGUAAAGAAGCUAAUAUCAUCUACCUCACGGGAAGCAAGGAUAGAAGUUUUGAUGAGAGAUCAUUCGAAGCUGAAAAUGAAAUUAACGACGAUGAAGAACCCGAAACACCACUCGAAGAAGUGACAGACGCGCUUUAUAAUAAAGGGGUAAAAUUCCUAAUGACCCAUGACAUGAAACUCACACUCCCAGAGAUCAUGUUUCAUGGCGCUACCCUGAAGAUAUCUCCCAGGGCAUUGACGAAGACUGGUGCGUUGGUACACAUAGAUUUGGAGCCAAAGGAAACUGGAGGCAGGCUUUUCUUCCAUAAAAUAAAAAAAUACAUCAAGAGAAAGCUCAUUAUGGCGGCACUAGCAAUCAUUUUAGUGGUUAAACUCAUAGCUCUGAAGCUGAUAUUCGUCUUACCAGUAGUCCUUGGGGUAACAACAGCCAAGAAGAUGUUCCUGAAGCUUCUGCUAUUCUUAUUCCCAGCUUUGAGUCAUAUAUUCAAGCUAUGUUCUUGGUACCACCAAAACUACCACACUACGAAGUACCAUCAUCAUCACCAUUUGAUCACGCAUCACCACAAGCAACCCCACGGCCCACCACCACACCCAGUAUACGGACCCCCCCAUGGCGCUGUGAUAGUGAAACCCCACGUGGAGAACCAUCGACCAGCAUUCGAGCAUUACCCUCAAGACUGGGAGCUGUCUGGCCCCGGGCUUGGUAGCGAAUAUCUUUCGGACAUCCAUCGGAAUGCGAUCGCGAAUUUCAAGCCUAAUCCCAACGAUGCCAACGAUAUUAACGCUUGGGGACUAGGGCUUCCGCCAGGUUCUGCAUCUCUCAACGUAGGAGAAUAUGCAAGCAGCAAUAAUGUUCCGAAUGCAAUUCCUGCGCCUAAUGGAAGACCUGUUGGACCACCGCCGCCUAAUCCGUACUAUCGCAAUAAAAAGACGUCACCGCAAGAUCCUGAACAAGCUGAAAAGGAAGCGCUGAUACGGGCAGCAACCCUAGCGGCGAAGGCACCCCCUUCCCCAGUGAGGGACGAGUUACUUAGAGUAUCAGCGGCUAGGCUUAGCGAGUCAAACCGAGUGCGAACUGAGACAGAACUUGUAAGGCAGCAGCAGGAGAUAUUGGCUGCACAGGAUCCAGACACGAUAGCAGCUGAGAAAUUCUAUGGAUCCCUUCUAGAAAAGGUCGAUGUCAUUUUGAAUCCCCUUGGAGCAGCCGACGUUGGCUGCAAGGAGAGAGCUGUGUGUGUGCUUUAUAGAGACCCCUUCAAACACGCACCUUAUAGUAACCUGGUAUCUAAUGAGCUUAGCAAGGACUCAAGUGAGCUGGUACCGCCGGCGGACAGCAAGAUGGCGCUGCGUUAUUACAGAUACGUGCAAGCUGCUAGAGACGGUCAGGAGCAGAAGGACUGUCACGCUUUGUACCCCAAUUGCAACAUAAAUUAUAAUAAAAAAUAAAAACAAUUUGAAUAAAAUUAAAAAAAAAUAAGUGACUGCUGAAAGUGCCAACAACAUAAAAUUCAUAUCAUGUCAUGAAAAAAUAAACACUAAGUAGACUGAACAUGGAUCCGUUGUUGUCAUAUUCUUUUUAUAUUUCACGUAGUAAAUAUGAGUUUUAAAAGAUUUUGUAUAAACACUUCAUGAAGAGUGAAUAAGGUAAAUGACCAUAACAUUUAGUUAGAAGCAAUUUUAUCAAAUGGUACCUCAUUUACUAGGUACUUACUCUUUAAACUUUAAGACUAAAGUUAUUUUAAAAGACUGUUGCUUAAACAGAAAACAUAGAACAUUGCAUUUAUUAAAAAUAAUGUUAUUGUAUAAUUUUGUCACAGCUAAGUCCAAAAUGUGUAAAUGAUAACCUAAUAUAAUAUUUAUUUAUUUUUAAUAUAUAAGUGGGUGGUUUAAUAUAUAAGGGGGAGAUGUAGGACCGUUACUUUAGAAUCAUUUCAUACAUACUACACAGCCAAUAAUGAAUAAAAAAUCCAUACCACUAAUAUUUUAAAAGAAUGUCUUUUUUUUAACAAAUUGAUUUUCCGAAAUUACCAAUCGGACAAAUUAGGGCUUUUUAUAUGUAUGUAUGGAAUAUUCUAAAAUAUUAAGUUUUUGUGUAAGGGAUUAAAUCUUAAUUAAUUUCUAUUUGAUUUCUUGCAUUUUGUAUUUAAUUGAACAUUGGAAUUACAAUAUUAUGCAAAAUCAAUUACUUUUACUGUAGAGCCAUUGAGUCACUAGGACAAUAGAAUUAGGUUAUUAUGUAGAUAUUUAUUUUAAUUAGGCAUGGGGCUCAAACUUUAAUUCUAGAAUUUUAUAUUUUUAUAAAAAAUAUAGGUAUUUUUAAAACGCAGUGAAAAUAUUUAUGCUUAUAUUAAUAAACAUCUAUAAUCUAUGGUAUACUUCAUCGGAAGCUGUCUCUUUUGCACUAAAUUUCUAAAUUAUACUCGGAUGUUGAUUUUAAAGGGUUGUAUUUUGUACUGAGAA
Zerene cesonia (dogface butterfly) is the source of this 3169-nucleotide messenger RNA. RefSeq lists its product as uncharacterized. Lineage: Eukaryota; Metazoa; Arthropoda; Insecta; Lepidoptera; Pieridae. The coding region runs from base 284 to 2155 and encodes 623 amino acids. The record is from RefSeq and is a predicted model, not a curated record. The transcript has 11 exons.